AUGAACUCUGGAAUCGGAUCAACUCAGACCAUCCACUGUGGCUAUUUUGAGAUGGGCAAGCAAGGACCACGCGGUGCAGCUGGAUUGCAAGGGCCCAAAGGGACACAGGGUGACAAGGGCCCCCCAGGCCUUCUAGGGAUCCCAGGGCCUCAGGGACCACAAGGCUUGGAAGGAAGCUAUGGAUUCCCAGGUCUUCCAGGUUUACAGGGCCCAACUGGGAAGGAAGGAUCCCCUGGAGCCAAAGGAGAACCAGGAGCAAGUGGAUCUCUUGGUUUAAGAGGGGCACAUGGACAGGAAGGCCCAAAGGGGGUGACUGGAAUUCCAGGAUCUCAAGGACUUCUUGGGAACCAAGGGGACCGAGGCUUAAAAGGUGCCAAAGGAGAUGCUGGAAGGAAAGGUGAACAGGGUGCUCUCGGUCUCCAGGGGAUAAGAGGACCUCCAGGUUUUCAUGGACCUUCUGGCUUCCAAGGAUUUCCAGGCCAUAAAGGACUACCAGGUUUUCCAGGAUCUGCGGGAGAAGAAGGUCCAAUCGGUUUCUCUGGUCAAAAUGGCACCAAAGGAUUUAAGGGCAAUAAAGGGCCGGAUGGCAUCCGUGGAAGGUCAGGACCACAAGGUAGCAAAGGCAGGAUGGGUCAGCGUGGGCUUGUUGGACUUCCCGGAUCUCCAGGUUUACGAGGUGCUCCAGGAAUCGUCGGUGCAGAAGGAAAAGCUGGUAGACAGGGCCUCGCUGGGAACGUGGGAAGUCCUGGUCCAGUUGGUUUGGCGGGUCCUCUGGGUUUGCAAGGAGCCCAAGGACAUAAUGGUGCUCCAGGAUCAAUUGGUUCCCUGGGAAAACCAGGAGAAAAUGGCAAUCCAGGUUUCCCAGGACUGAUGGGCUUUCCUGGAAAACCUGGCCCAGCUGGGCCACAAGGAGCUGUUGGCAUCAACGGCUCUCCAGGAUUAAUUGGAGACAGAGGCCAACCAGGACUUGAGGGCAGAAAGGGAGAACUUGGAAUCCAAGGCCCUCCAGGCUGUCCAGGGACACAGGGGUCCAAAGGUCCAACUGGACUUCCUGGCCUGAAAGGUCUUGCCGGCCCGCAGGUGUGGGGCUCCCGUAUGGACAUAAUGUCUUCCCCUCGCUCAUUUCAUGUGAUAUUUUUCACAAAUCAUCUUCUUUUAAUGACCCCAUAA
Messenger RNA from Pantherophis guttatus, 1170 nucleotides. The record is from RefSeq and is a predicted model, not a curated record. NCBI's taxonomy places the organism in Eukaryota, Metazoa, Chordata, Lepidosauria, Squamata, Colubridae.